AAAGUUGUUUUUUAAAUAUUUAAAUAUUUCUCGAUUAUAAACUAUCAAUAUUUUGAAUUAAAGUUAAUUUCAGUCAAUAGUAUAAAUGUCCAUGCCUGGUGGAACAACCGCAAUGAAAGAUGCAACCGACGAAGUUCAGCAUAUUAUUGAAAAGGUAAAAGACCAAGUAUUAGGCAAAGUUAACGAUGCGUUAGAAAAUUAUAAAGCUAUUUCAUUCAAAACACAAGUUGUAGCUGGAGUUAACUACUUUAUAAAGGUGGAUAUUGGUAACGACAGAUAUAUUCAUUUAAAAGUGUUCCGUCCUUUACCUUUUGAUAACGAAAAGUUUGAAUUACACAGUGUUCAAGAACAUAAAUCUAAAGAGGACGAAUUAAAAUAUUUCUAAAUAAAAACUUAAUUUUUUUACUUCUUGGUAAUAUUAUUCUAUUUAUAUAGAACUAUUCUA
Hydra vulgaris (swiftwater hydra) is the source of this 445-nucleotide messenger RNA. Its product is annotated as cystatin-A1. Gene Ontology annotation, molecular function: cysteine-type endopeptidase inhibitor activity. Lineage: Eukaryota; Metazoa; Cnidaria; Hydrozoa; Anthoathecata; Hydridae. The record is from RefSeq and is a predicted model, not a curated record. Gene Ontology annotation, cellular component: cytosol.